Messenger RNA from Gavia stellata (red-throated loon), 738 nucleotides. RefSeq names its product ring finger protein 182 (gene RNF182). The record is from RefSeq and is a predicted model, not a curated record. The coding region runs from base 1 to 738 and encodes 245 amino acids. Lineage: Eukaryota; Metazoa; Chordata; Aves; Gaviiformes; Gaviidae. The transcript has a single exon.
AUGACCAGUCAACUACCAGAGGAGUCUGUGGAGACCCAGAGCUCAGAUGAGCUUGAGUGCAAGAUCUGUUACAACCGCUAUAACCUGCGACAGAGAAAACCGAAAGUGCUGGAGUGUUGUCACAGAGUAUGUGCCAAAUGCCUUUGCAAGAUCAUAGACUUCGGUGAUUCCCCGCAAGGAGUCAUAGUAUGCCCGUUUUGCAGGUUUGAAACGUGCCUGCCGGACGAUGAGGUUAGUAGUCUUCCUGAUGACAACAACAUCCUUCUGAAUUUAGCUUGUGGGGGAAAGGGAAAGAAGUGCCUACCAGACAACCCAACAGAACUGUUGCUGACUCCCAAAAGGUUGGCAUCUCUGGUUAGCCCUUCUCACACCUCUUCUAAUUGCCUGGUUAUAACAAUCAUGGAAGUACAAAGAGAAAGUCCCCAGACUCUGAACUCAACCCCCGUGGUGGAAUUUUACAGGCCUACCAGUUUUGACUCUGUUGCAACUGUGUCCCACAACUGGACAGUGUGGAACUGCACAUCUUUGCUCUUCCAGACCUCGAUUCGGGUGCUAGUGUGGUUGCUAGGGUUGCUGUACUUUAGUUCCUUGCCUUUAGGGAUUUAUUUACUGGUAUCUAAGAAAGUCACCCUUGGGGUUGUCUUUGUAAGCCUUGUUCCUUCGAGCCUUGUUAUUCUCAUGGUUUAUGGCUUUUGCCAGUGUGUUUGCCAUGAAGUUCUAGACUGCAUGUCAUCUUGA